This is a messenger RNA of Exophiala dermatitidis NIH/UT8656, 1687 nucleotides long. RefSeq lists its product as uncharacterized. The record is from RefSeq and is a predicted model, not a curated record. Lineage: Eukaryota; Fungi; Ascomycota; Eurotiomycetes; Chaetothyriales; Herpotrichiellaceae. The transcript has 3 exons. Gene Ontology annotation, cellular component: perinuclear region of cytoplasm; endoplasmic reticulum; Golgi apparatus. Gene Ontology annotation, biological process: metal ion transport; ubiquitin-dependent protein catabolic process; vacuolar transport. The coding region runs from base 257 to 1288 and encodes 343 amino acids.
CUGAAAGUUGGACAUGGCCUUCCACGUACUACUACUGCCCCUACCAUAGGUGACUACUACCAGACCAGUAGUGCUGCAUCCCUGCCUGGUCGAACGUCGGCUACGACGACAUCCUUCCACACCUUUCCCACCACAAUCCUUGAAUUCCCUAAUCCCUAAUCCCACAUCACUCUUUGUCGCUACCUUUAUUUCCUUCAGAGCGUUCACCUUUUGUGUUCUUCAGAGAGGGUGCUCCUGCAGCAGCAGGUCUUCGCAAAUGGGCCCCCAGCGAUAUGAAGCGGUAAAUUCGCACGAUGACGAAGUUGAUUCUCCCGACCAUCCUCACGGCGUUCCAUCUUCACCUCCCCCUUCAUUCCGAUCUCGAGCAUCCUCCCCGUCGUCGCGCCGCCUCCUAGCCCAGGAUCCCUUACCCGACACAGCCGAUCAAGAUUUGGCAGACACCUUCGACGACGGAGAGGGGUCAGAUGGCGAAAACGAUGGCGAUGACAGACAAAGGUUACUGAGAGCGGACACAGCGGCGGUGAGACAAGAUGCCUCGCCAUCGCCGCCCUCUGCGCCCGAUGCUCGUCAAGCGCCUGCAGUUGAGCGGCGAGUUACAGAAACGCCUGUAUUCAGACCCAUGCCAGCACCCGCCCGGCCGAUGGACGGUGUUUUUGCCAACUUAUCUGCCAAACCCGAACGAGGGGAGCCGGUCGAUGAAAAGCCUCCAUCAUAUGAACAAGCAGCUGCCGACGCAACUCCUCCAUACUGGGAAACGACGAUUUUGGCCCCCGGCAUGUCUUCCGACGAAGUCUACGUCGACGGUCUACCCGUAGGCUCAGUGUUUUCGUUUGUUUGGAACGGCAUGAUCUCCAUGUCAUUCCAACUCGUCGGUUUCCUCCUCACAUACCUCCUUCACACGACGCAUGCAGCCAAACAUGGCAGCCGAGCCGGCCUGGGUUUGACCCUAGUCCAAUACGGCUUCUACAUGAGUGGUUCGAGCGAUAGCAAUCAAGAUACCGGCAACCCCGGACAGUUUUCGAGCACGUCGCCACCGGAUCCAAACAGUCACAAUUUCGACCCUGGUGCGGUCGAUGGCUCCAAUGACUCCAAGAGCGGAAUGGGCGGCUUCACCGGCGCGGAUUGGAUAUCGUAUAUUCUGAUGAUUGUUGGUUGGUUCAUUCUCAUCCGGGCGGUUUCGGACUUUAUGCGUGCGAGGCGGCAUGAGGCGUUGGUUUUACAAAGUCCCAGUCGUGGUCUUCCUGUGGCGGUUGUUGCAGAAGGCGAAACACCUGAGCAGGCCGCAUAGCUUGGGCUGGUGCGAUCUGUUAUGUCUUUUGUGCUGGUUUCUAGGCUGGUGUUUUUCUUCGGCGCCCUGCCUGAGGUGUGUAAGGAACCGUUCAUGGGAAAAUGGUAACAAUUGAACAUUGUGCGUCUUUGAAUUUUGGAUGAACUUUGAUUUCCUCGUCUCGAUCCAUGGCUUCAUCGAUAUUCUUCGUUGAUGCAAAUAGUUGUAGAACUUCUAUAGCUACAGAGCGUAUUUCCCAUUGACGUAUGAGAAGGAACUCGGCCUGAACAGUGUGUAACCUACGUAGAACACAGCCAUUUUGGCUUCUUUUCAACACCACUAGACGUGUAGAUUGCACCCAUCUUUUUCUACGUCGUUUUGUUCCCGUUUAACUUGUCCAUUCCCCAUGUUGGGUCAAGU